AUACGUAAAACUUGCAAAGAACCUUCCAGAUAUUAAGAAGCCCAGGAACUUUCCCGACCCUUGAGCUUCUAUAUAAUCUCCCAUAUAUCUUCACCAUCACCGGUUGUUUUAGUUUGUUUGAUCAAAGCUCUACUUCUCAUUUACAUUCGUCUUCAACAAUGCCGACCCGAUUUGGUGGAGCCGUGACUCAGGACUGGGAGCCCGUUGUGCUUCACAAGUCUAAACCCAAGGCUCAGGACCUACGCGAUCCCAAGGCCGUGAACCGAGCGCUGCGGUCGGGUGCACCGGUUCAGACCAUCAAGAAAUUCGAUGCUGGAUCGAACAAGAAAACGGCGGGACCAGUGGUGAACGCUAGGAAGCUUGACGAAGGGACGGAACCGGCAGCUUUAGACCGGGUUCCUACGGAUGUUAGGCAAACCAUACAAAAGGCCCGGCUGGAGAAGAAGUUGAGUCAGGCUGAGCUAGCUAAGCUGAUAAACGAGCAGCUCAAGGUGGUUCAAGAGUACGAAAACGGGAAGGCAGUGCCUAACCAAGCUGUGUUGGCCAAGAUGGAAAGGGUUCUCGGCGUGAAAUUGAGAGGCAAGUCAGGGAAAUGAUCCCGUAACGCCGUUAUUGUAAAACAGGGUGCUGAUGUUUUUAGUGUUGUUGAACAUAUGUGUUUGUGGUUGUUGUUUGGAUCUCAUGAAAGGAGCCGAAUUGUACUGAUUUGAUAUCAUGAAAACGAAAAAUUCUACUUUGAUUUGUGCUUU
Molecule: messenger RNA, 749 nt
Organism: Gossypium raimondii (Peruvian cotton)
Lineage: Eukaryota; Viridiplantae; Streptophyta; Magnoliopsida; Malvales; Malvaceae
Product: multiprotein-bridging factor 1c
Exons: 1
Coding region: 159-596 (145 amino acids)
Cellular component (GO): nucleus
Molecular function (GO): DNA binding
Source: RefSeq, a predicted model, not a curated record